AUGGGGGUCUCGGCCGCGGCGGCGGGCUCAGCGUCAAACGACUCCAAUACUCUGGACCCAUUCUAUGGACUUUCGUUUAAAGUGGGAGUAGCAGAAAAUAAAAAUGUGGCGUAUCGGUCCAAGAUGGAAGAUGUCCAUACAUAUAUAGCCAAUUUUGCUGAGCAAGUUGAUUGGGGAUACUUUGCAAUUUUUGAUGGUCACGCGGGGAAAGAGACAGCGAGAUGGUGUGGGAACAAUUUGCAUAAUUUACUUGAAAGUGAAAUAGCCCAAACGUGUUCCAAUGGAGAUCGUCGUUCUAAGGUGUUAAGUGGAGACAUUCAACAAAGUUUCUGUGAGGCCUUUGAAAAGGCUGAUGAAUUGAUAGAAAAGGAAUGUACGGGUUCUUCAGGGUGUACGGCUGCUGUUGCUGUUUUAGUAUGGGAAAGGAAAGAAGACACUGACAUUGAUGAACCAAUGAAAUCCCCGGGUCCUGAAAAGGAAUCAACUCCGAAUGCUAAACAGUUUGAAUUCAUUCCAACAUCAAAUCAUAAAAGAGUGUUAUACACUUCGAACGUUGGAGAUUCUAGAAUUGUCAUAUACCGAGAUAACAAGGCAUAUAGACUUUCAUAUGAUCACAAGGCCACUGAUUUGAACGAGAUAGCUAGAAUAAGAGAUACAGGAGGUCUUAUACUUAAGUCGCGAGUGAAUGGGUUCUUGGCUGUCACCAGAUCUUUAGGAGACUCUUAUAUGAAAGAUUUAGUGGUUGGUAGACCAUUCACAACUUCGUUAGAAAUAUCUCCAACUGAUGAAUUCAUUAUAUUGGCAUGUGAUGGUCUUUGGGAUGUUAUAUCUGAUCAAAAAGCUUGUGAGUUUGUAACUGAGUGUUUUAAGUCAAGCAAAGACCCUCAACGAGCUGCCAGAUUGUUAUGCCAAUUAGCAAUGGAUGAAGCAACUACUGAUAAUGUCACUGUGAUGAUCGUUAGGUUUGACGAAGACGUUUUUCAAUUGGGUAUAUAA
Messenger RNA from Lizanozyma spartinae, 996 nucleotides. RefSeq names its product type 2C protein phosphatase (gene PTC1). Gene Ontology annotation, biological process: protein dephosphorylation. Gene Ontology annotation, molecular function: cation binding; protein serine/threonine phosphatase activity. Bases 1 to 996 code for a protein of 331 amino acids. NCBI's taxonomy places the organism in Eukaryota, Fungi, Ascomycota, Pichiomycetes, Serinales, Debaryomycetaceae. The transcript has a single exon. The record is from RefSeq and is a predicted model, not a curated record.